UUGUGCCAAACUAUACAAAGACAUGCUAUAUAAAGCAAGACAAAAGGGAAUAAAACCAUCCUAUGUACCUGAGAACAUUUGGGAUGCAUGGCGAGCCAUUUGGGCUGUAGACAGAUGGCAGGAAAAUGCAAUGAAAGCUCGAGCCAAUAGAAAGAGUGAGCUGGCUGGCCCUAGUACUGGAGCAACAAAACAUACCGCUGGAUCCCGAUCGAUCGUCGAGCAUGCCUUAGACUUGGAACAUGAUCUACAGCGACCUCCUACUUGUUGGGAGAUAUUUACCAAGACACACAAGUCAAAAGAUGGCAACUUUAUAGAUCGUCGAUCAUCGGCAUUAGACGAAGAAAUUGCUGCUAGGGUUGCACAGGCGUCUCAGCCUAGUUUAGAGGGAGGUGAGGAGCAGACUCUAUCCACUGACCAGAUAAAUGAAAUUUAUUAUGAUGUGGUUGGUGGAAGGAAAAAGACCUCCACCCUAUAUGGUCUUGGGGCUCAGGCGAGAGUUGUAUAUGAUCAAGCGAUGGCUCCUAGGGCCAGGGGUCGUCCCAGCACAUCAUCGAGUGCAUCCGAAUCAUCUGCUAGAGUAGACGUCUUAGAACAGGAAAACGCAGAUUUGAAGACUCGACUCUCGACCUUGGAGGCUGAAUUUCGAGUAGAGCGGCAAUCCCGAUUGGAUCUUGAGAAAAUUGGGCGGGAUAUGCAGGCCUUCUUGGAUCAAAUGAGUGCAACGCCGCAUCGUUUUGCCUCUCAGGAGACUCAAGACCCUAAUAAUCCUCCUGAUCCAUAGAUUGUGAUAGGUA
This is a messenger RNA of Zingiber officinale, 794 nucleotides long. RefSeq lists its product as uncharacterized. The record is from RefSeq and is a predicted model, not a curated record. Bases 23 to 781 code for a protein of 252 amino acids. NCBI's taxonomy places the organism in Eukaryota, Viridiplantae, Streptophyta, Magnoliopsida, Zingiberales, Zingiberaceae. The transcript is spliced from 3 exons.